Molecule: messenger RNA, 870 nt
Organism: Rotaria sordida
Lineage: Eukaryota; Metazoa; Rotifera; Eurotatoria; Philodinida; Philodinidae
Source: the annotation of a GenBank genome assembly
AUGGAAAUCGAUUUGAAUAAUCCUCGUGGUGGAUCACGACGACGCCAUAGUCAACUACGUUUACUUGAAAAACAAAUUCGUUCUGAAAUAUUCGAACGAUGUCUACAAUUUAUUGAUGUUAUUAUUAAUCAAAUUAUUUAUCAAGAAAAUAUUUAUCCUUCAAACACGGUAUAUAAAUGUAUUGAUAAUGAUAUAUCAUCAUAUAUAAUAUUAUGUGUUGCAUCAUUAAGAGAUUUAUUUUCUCAACAAUUAUCUGAUAUGAUUUCAAUAAAUAUCAUUCGAAAUUUUCAAAUUCCAAUUAUUCUUCGAAGAUAUUUAAUUGAAUUACAUACUAUUCAUGAUCCAUGUUUACGAGCUGUUUAUGAUAAUAGAAAACAAUUAAUUAAUCAAAUUGAUCAAGCAUUUGCUCAUUGUAUUCAAACAAUUAAACAAAUAAAACCAUUGGAAAAUCAUAAUUUUAAUAAACAAUGGACAUUUCAAUUAAGAUUAUGUCCUAAUGAAAAAAAUAACAAAAAGGACUAUUCGAAAGAAACAAACGUGUCUUCUUCAGUUAGCAAAAAAUCAAAUGAAUCAGAACUUUGGCUAUUAACGACAACGAAUAAUCCUCCAAUAUGUACAAUAGAUGAUCAAGAUAUGAAAUCAAGUGAUAUUGAAGAAAAAUCAAAGGAUAAAAACCGACAAAAUAAGAAUAAAGGAACGAUAAUUAAUGCUGAUUUAUUUAUUGAUCAUUAUCAUUUAACACAAAGAACUGAUCGAGAAAAUUUCGAUGCUCUUCAAUAUUCAUCUGAAGAUGAAGAUCAACCUCAAUCACCUUAUUCUCCUGAUAAUGUUUGGCAAGAAGAAGAUAAUGAUGAGGAUGAAGAUUUAUGA